Messenger RNA from Peronospora matthiolae, 306 nucleotides. NCBI's taxonomy places the organism in Eukaryota, Oomycota, Peronosporomycetes, Peronosporales, Peronosporaceae. The record is from the annotation of a GenBank genome assembly.
AUGGAAGAUCUGGUAGCGUUUCUCGAGUAUCUACGGUCCGUUAAAGGAACGCAUUAUUUCGUUUCGAAGAUGUACCAAUAUUUGCUCGACUGGUGGCGAGUCAAGACUGAAGAAUUGAUUUUUGAUCUAUGGGCGCUGUUGCAAUUAAAACCUUUUGACGUGUACGAAUCGAUACCCAUUGCAUCGUGGGAUGAUGAGAUACGCGCUCGUCAGUGGAGAGAUGCAUCGGAUGUACAAUGCCCAUCUUUUAUACAGUUCCUGAGAUGCGUUGGCCAAGUUUGCGGUGAAUUGACGUACGAUGUUUAG